UAAAUAAGAUAAGAUUCAUUAACCUCAGCUAUUCAAAGUUAGAAACCUUUGACCUUAGUAUGACUCCAAAUCUCGAAAGGUUAAAUCUGGAAGGAUGUUAUCACUUUUUCAAACUACACAUCCCCGUUGAAUGUCCAAAGCUCAAAUUCCUCGAUCUCACUAGUUCUAAGGUGAGUAAUCUUAACCUUAGGUUGAUUCCACACCUUGAGGUAUUAUAUAUCGAUGGAUGUGAAAGAAUAGUUGAACUCCACUUGCCCGUUGAGUGUUCGAGCCUCAAAUUCCUCUACCUCAGGGAUUCCAAGGUGAGUAAACUUAACCUUGGGAUGACUCCACAUCUCGAGAAGUUAAAUCUUGAAGGAUGUAAUGAUUUUGUAGAACUCCACAUGCCUGUUGAAUGUCCAAAGCUCAAAUCUCUCAACCUUAAAGGUUCUAAGGUGAGCGACCUUAACCUUAUGGCUCCAAAUCUCGAGAAGUUAAAUCUAGGACAAUGUAAUGAAUUUGUAGAGCUGCACUCGCAUGUUGAAUGUCUAAACAUCAAAUCCCUCAAUCUUAGUGGUUCUAAGGUGAGUAAACUUAACCUUGGGAUGACUCCACAUCUCGAGAAGUUAAAUCUUGAAGGAUGUAAUGAUUUUGUAGAACUCCACAUGCCUGUUGAAUGUCCAAAGCUCAAAUCUCUCAACCUUAAAGGUUCUAAGGUGAGCGACCUUAACCUUAUGGCUCCAAAUCUCGAGAAGUUAAAUCUUGAACAAUGUAAUGAAUUUGUAGAGCUGCACUCGCAUGUUGAAUGUCUAAACAUCAAAUCCCUCAAUCUUAGUGGUUCUAAGGUGAGUAAACUUAACCUUGGGAUGACUCCACAUCUCGAGAAGUUAAAUCUUGAAGGAUGUAAUGAUUUUGUAGAACUCCACAUGCCUGUUGAAUGUCCAAAGCUCAAAUCUCUCAACCUUAAAGGUUCUAAGGUGAGCGACCUUAACCUUAUGGCUCCAAAUCUCGAGAAGUUAAAUCUUGAACAAUGUAAUGAAUUUGAAGAACUCCACUCGCAUGUUAAAUGUCUAAACAUCAAAUCCCUCGAUCUUAGUGGUUCUAAGGUGCGUAACCUUAACCUCGGGAUUACUCCAAAUCUUGAAAGCUUAAAUCUCAAAGGAUGUUAUGACUUUGUAGAACUCCACAUGCCCGUUGAAUGUCCAGAGCUCCAAUCCCUCUGCCUUAGUGGUUCUAAGGUGAGUAACCUCAAUCUCGAGAUGACUCCACAUCUCAAGGAGUUAGAUCUUGAAGGAUGUUAUUACCUUCAAGAAAUUCACGCUCCCGUAGGUUGUCUACAAAAUCUUGUCUACUUUAACUUCAACGGUUGCUCAAGGUUUACAAAUUUUGUUGUUAACUACUGGAAUAAAGUACAUGAUCCUUAUGAUGUAGUUAGACUGAACCUAAUUGCGGAGUCCCUAGACAGAUGCCCACUGCAUCCAGAAAGUAAUUUGCCUAAGUUUCAGUUUAAUUGUAUAUAUUGGGAACCUCUACCCUCAUCGAGUGGAAAUAUUGAGAAGCUUAUCUCUUUUGGUCUAUGUGCUUGCACAAACCUUGAGUCGUUUUCAACAAGCAUUUGUGGUUUACAACAUUUAAGAGAGCUCACUCUUAUAGGCAGUAUUCCGGAGGUGCCCAAUGAUCUGUACCAGUUACAAAGUCUAGAGAAGCUACGUUUGUCGAUGAAAGAGAUUAAGCAUCUUCCGGAGAGCAUUUGUAUGUUGAAACGUUUGAAAUCACUCGACUUAUAUGAUUGUAGAUCCUUACAAGAUAUCCCAGACAGUAUCUGUAAGAUGAAACGCUUGAAUAGGUUAGAUAUAGAAGGUACGGGCAUAAUCCGUCUUCCUUACAGCAUUUUUCAAUUGAAACGUCUGUAUAUUAUUGGGUCUAGGGGCCAGCUUGAGUCGUCUGGUUUUACUAAUAUAAUCUCAGGAUCCAGAGAGUGCUAUGUACAGCUGUGAAUAACAGGGACAUUCUGCUGGUAAGUUGAGAUUCAAGAAGAAGUAUUCAAAGUCCAGUCUUUGAAUAUUUAUGUUUCUGAUUUAUAGAAUGCAACAGGGACAUUCUCUUUUUUGCUUAACAUGUUGUAAACCGAUUACCGAACAAAAAAUGAUUACUUGUGGUUAACUGACUGACUGAACCAACCGGUUGAACAACCCGCAGCACAUAACCUACACCUUUGAUCGUGGUUCUGUUGGAGGAUAAAAUCAGCACUACACACUUGGCACUAAGAUGCAAGCCUUUGUUACGGCAAAGACAUGUUCAGUGUAUGAAACUUUGUUGAAGGAAAACCAAUGUUUGACAAUUCGUAAUCCAUCAUUGGAUGAGAAUCUUCAUAUGUUGAAAGUGUGUUGAAAAUCAAUCUGAACGGCAACACAAUUGUCACUGCCUACAAUGAAUCUGUUGGAUUUGAAUGGAGCUUCUCUUUUUCCCCUUUGAGUAUAUAGAGCAGGACCCUAAUUUUGAGUUUAUAGAGCAGGACCCUAAUGACGACGGAAAGGGUUUAAAAAGUCCUAUCGACGUUAUUGGUUUUGUCGUUAAGAGUUUCCCUUUUGAACCAAAAGAGGAAAGUAAACAUGGGAAGGAUGAGAAGAAAAUCACAUUCAUGCUUCAGGAUUUGCAACAUGCCCAAAUUUUUGUGACCCUGUGGGAUGGUUAUGUUGAUCAAAUAUUAGAGUUUCAGAGGAUCAAUCAAGAAGAAAAAAAUGUGGUCGUUGUUGUCCAGUUUGGAAAAUAUAG
Helianthus annuus (common sunflower) is the source of this 2754-nucleotide messenger RNA. Its product is annotated as putative adenylate cyclase regulatory protein. Bases 60 to 1976 code for a protein of 638 amino acids. Lineage: Eukaryota; Viridiplantae; Streptophyta; Magnoliopsida; Asterales; Asteraceae. The record is from RefSeq and is a predicted model, not a curated record. The transcript is spliced from 4 exons.